AUGUCUCAGUUGUGGUCUUCCCCAAAAGGCUCCGCGGACAGCACGCCCGUCCGAUACGCGGGCCGCCGGUUUGCGCAGAUCAUAAAACUCAAGCCUGAGUUCGUCGCCCAGUACAAGGAGGUUCACGCAGCGGUAUGGCCCGAGGUGCUCCAGCAGAUCAAGGACUGUAACAUCCAGGAUUACAGCAUUUUCCAUGACCCGGAGACAGGUAUCCUAUUUGCGAGCUUCAAAUACGUCGGCAGCGACUUUGACGCGGACAUGGAGAAUAUGCGGCAAAAUCCAAAGGUCCGCGAGUGGUGGCGGAUGACAGAUGGGAUGCAAGAGUCCCUGGUGCCCGGGGCCAAGGACAGCGAGUCGGGCGAGCCCCCAUGGUGGAGGGCUGUGGAAGAGGUGUUCUACACGGCGUAA
Dichotomopilus funicola is the source of this 408-nucleotide messenger RNA. Its product is annotated as rhamnose mutarotase. The record is from RefSeq and is a predicted model, not a curated record. Lineage: Eukaryota; Fungi; Ascomycota; Sordariomycetes; Sordariales; Chaetomiaceae. Bases 1 to 408 code for a protein of 135 amino acids. The transcript has 2 exons. Gene Ontology annotation, molecular function: racemase and epimerase activity, acting on carbohydrates and derivatives.